GCACCUCAACGAUGCCUGCAUCGCCCAUGCAUCCAUCCACCGGAGACCUCAGCCCAUCCUUUCCUUCCCUUGAUCCCCUCGCCUUUCUUCUUGUAUAUAAACCACCCAAACUGCACCUGUCCGCGCAAGAGCAAGUGACGACUAGACCGACUAAUCCGACUCCCUAGCUCCCACACUACCACCAUCCCACCAUCUUUAAAAAGCCCCCACCACUACAUCCUGCGCUGCAAACGCCUCGCCUCUCCUCGCCUCUGUUCAGCUCACGGUGGAAGAGGAGGCGACAGGCCGACAGCACACGAGAGGGAGCUAGCACUAGCAGAAGCGCGCGAAGGAGCUCAAGCAGCCACACGCCGACCAGCACCACCGCGCGAUGGCGUGCAUCAACAUGUACAACCCAGACGGCGCGGCGGGGUUCGGCGGCGGCCCGCAGCAGCCGGCCGCGCUGGGCCCGCGCAUCUCCUUCUCCAGCGACUUCGCCGUGGAGCCGACGCCGGUGCAGAACCGGGCGACGAGCCUGCGGUGCCAGGAGGAGGACCUCAACUUCGAGUUCUCCGUGGGCAGCCACCCCAUGAUGGCCGCCGACCAGCUCUUCUCCAAGGGCAGGAUCCUUCCCCUCAAGGACAACGGCGGCGGCAGUGUCUGCUUCGCUGCCGCGCGGCCGCCCACCACGCUGCGCGACGAGCUCCGUGGCGGCGGCGACGACGACGACGAGAGGGCGGCCUUCUCCGCCGCCGGCACCAAGGGGUCCAACUCCAACCGGUGGAAGGAGAUGCUCGGCCUGCGGAAGGCGCUCUGCGUCGGCGUCGGCGGCGGCGGCAACGGCAGUCCGGCCAAGAAGGCUAGCAGCAGCGACAAGCAGGGCGUCGUUGCCGCCGCUGCCCCCGGCCCCGACGACCACAUGGCCGCGUCCAAUCAGGAGCAGCUAUCAUGAUGAGGCGACCGUACCGACGGGAGACUGGGACUGGGAGAGAGAGACGACGAGACAGCCAUGGGAUGGGAGCACUCCACAUGCGUGAACAAGCUUUAAAAUUUUGUCAUCCCUCCUUCCGAUCAUCCUUCCUGAUGCUGUUGAUCGAUCAACCACUUGAAUCAUGCUUGUCAUCAUCGGUCCAUGCCUCCAUGGUCUAGUAGGUUCUGUAAAUUGUUGUGAGUUUGCUUGUGUGCUAGCUAGCUAGGUGGCCCGGCCCGGCCGUUGAAAAGUGCCAAAAAAAAAAUACAUGUGUAUUUUCCCUGCAUGCAUACUCGAUCUAAGUGCUCUGAUGAUCUUCUCUCUA
This is a messenger RNA of Zea mays, 1274 nucleotides long. RefSeq lists its product as uncharacterized. NCBI's taxonomy places the organism in Eukaryota, Viridiplantae, Streptophyta, Magnoliopsida, Poales, Poaceae. The transcript is spliced from 2 exons. The record is from RefSeq and is a predicted model, not a curated record. Bases 371 to 931 code for a protein of 186 amino acids.